Pistacia vera is the source of this 948-nucleotide messenger RNA. RefSeq lists its product as uncharacterized. The coding region runs from base 141 to 800 and encodes 219 amino acids. The transcript has a single exon. NCBI's taxonomy places the organism in Eukaryota, Viridiplantae, Streptophyta, Magnoliopsida, Sapindales, Anacardiaceae. The record is from RefSeq and is a predicted model, not a curated record.
UCAAUAAUAGCCGACAUUAGACUUCAUUCACAUUACCAAACAAUUAAACUUUUUAAAACCACAUACCAGUAGCCAGUAUCACAUCCUUCCAAAUUGCCAACAGCUCCUUAAAUUUUCUCCUAGUCAUCUAGUCUCUAGCCAUGGUAGAAAAAGAGCAAGUAUGGCCACUAGCUCUGGCCACGGACCGUUUGAGCAGCGACGAUGGGGUGUCGGGUUUAACUGCAAAGAAAGUUUGCCGCAGAAAAUGCAUCAAAUGUUGUGGUUCCGUCGCUGCUGUAUUGCUCAUCCUAGCGAUAGUGAUGAUCAUUCUAAUUUUGACGGUGUUCCGUGUGAAGGAUCCUGAAAUAAAAUUAAAUAGCUUUACAGUAAGUCAGCUUCAACUAAUUAGCGGUACAAUUCCGAAGCCUGGUGUCAACAUGUCAUUUAUAGCAGACAUUUCUGUGAAGAAUCCAAACGUAGCUUCAUACAGAUACAGUAACACCACCACAAGCCUUUAUUACCAUGGCAUGUUUGUGGGUGAAGCCAGAGGGCCACCCGGCCGCGCCAAGGCCCAACAAACUUUGCGCAUGAAUAUGACGGUGGAUAUUAUCACAGACCGGUUGUUGUCCAGCCCGAAUUUGCAAUCGGAUUAUGCGUCUGGGCUUUUGCCUGUGGACAGCUACUCGAGAAUUGGUGGAAGGGUGAAUAUUUUGAAUGUUUUUAAGAGGCAUGUUGCCCUGAUCAUGAAUUGCAGCAUGACAUUUAAUAUUUCCAGCCAGGGAAUUCAUGAGCAGAAGUGCAAGAAAAAGGUUGAUCUUUAGAGUUUGACUGCUUAUUAUGCCUAUGAUAGCAGUUUUUGACAUGUAAAAUACGGUAGUUUUGCCUUUUGUCUUUGAUUUCCGGUUAUUAUGAUUUUCUGUAUGCUGUAAUUUUCACUCUGUAUAUAUUAUUGUACUCUUCUUAGUUUCA